CUGAAUAGGAGAGAGAAAGUGGAGGGACUCCAACGAAGAGAGAGAGAUCAUCCAUACCAUGCAAUAAGAAUGGGAGCUCCCUCUUCCAUGCACUUCUCCAUUUCCCUUCUAAGACACCCUCCUCCUUUCAAUGUCUGCAACUCCUCCACCAUUUUAUGCAACGCUUUCUAUUUUCCCAAAACUGCCCAUCCAAUUCCUCUGCUCCAUUACUCUUGCUCAUGCAAACCCAUAAUUCGUGCUCAGAGAAGCUUCAUUCGAUCCCAUACUGUUGUUGCUCGAAGCAAGCGCAACAAAUCCGUUGAUUCGCGCUUCUUGGAUGAGGAUGGGGCGGUGAAAGAUAUGGAUGCUUAUCUCAAUUAUCUCUCUCUAGAAUAUGAAUCUGUAUGGGACACCAAGCCUGCUUGGUGUCAACCAUGGACCAUAUUGCUUACGGGGGCGGCUACAGUCACUGGUAGCUGGAUAGUUGUUCACUCUGUGGUAUUCACAAUGUUUGUCCUCUUUGUGAUAUGCACAUGGUGGUACAUCUUUUUGUACUCUUAUCCCAAGGAAUACAAAGAGAUGAUUGCUGAGAGACGGAAAAAAGUGAGUAGUGGCAUGGAGGACACGUUUGGCGUUGGGAAAAGCCAAUGAUUAAGAGCUUGAAUCAAUAUUAAUAGAAAAAGUUGAUUUGUAUGAGAUGAUCCCAUGCAUUGUAUCAAUAUCUAUGGAAUUUGAAGGUGAUUUUGCUUCCUCUCUUUGCAGUCA
Messenger RNA from Amborella trichopoda, 744 nucleotides. RefSeq names its product spindle pole body-associated protein. NCBI's taxonomy places the organism in Eukaryota, Viridiplantae, Streptophyta, Magnoliopsida, Amborellales, Amborellaceae. The record is from RefSeq and is a predicted model, not a curated record. Gene Ontology annotation, cellular component: chloroplast.